AUGACUGGCACCCAGAAGGCCAGCUCCGCCCAAGCCGACGUGGAGCCCUUCCUGUGCAUCCUUCUCCCCGCCACCGUCCUGCUCUUCCUGGCCUUUCUGCUGCUGUUYCUGUACCGCCGCUGCCAGGCCCCGCGGGCCCAGGGCCAGGUGUUCAGUAUCGACCUCCCCGAGCGCCCYCCUGCGGGAGCCGGGCCCGACUUCCUGCCCGGCUUGCCCUGGGGCAGCGAGCAGGACAUCCCCUACUCGCCCCUGCGUCCAGGAGGGACCCUCUUCUCCGUGUGCUUGCCACCCUCCUACGAAGAGGCCACCAGGAAUCCUCCUGGGGWAGAGGCCCUGGACACGGAUCUUCGGUGUUAA
This is a messenger RNA of Urocitellus parryii (Arctic ground squirrel), 357 nucleotides long. Lineage: Eukaryota; Metazoa; Chordata; Mammalia; Rodentia; Sciuridae. The record is from RefSeq and is a predicted model, not a curated record.